GCUCGUCAUAACGUGCAGGAAGCACAGCCGGGAGGUCGUGCACAGGCAACAACCGAAUUGAACACCAUAACAUCCACAAGUUAACAAUGGAAGUACAAAGCCAACCACAGAAUCCUGGCUCUGUUUCUGAAACAUGUGUAGUCAGUGACUGUGAGAGAGAAUUGCUGGAAAUUACUGACACUCAGGAAAUAGGUGAUCUCAAGGAACACAAAGAUUGUGGUGGUCCAGAAGAUCAAUCAACGUGUAGUGCAUGCGGGAAAACAUUUAUUAAAUCAGAAGACAUGAAAAGGCACAUGGCGAUUCACUGUGGAAUCAAGCCUCACCAGUGCACUGUUUGUAAGAAAACAUUAUCAGGUCAUCUGCAGAAACAUAUGCUGAUUCACACUGGAGUCAAACCUUAUCAGUGUGUAGAAUGUGGGAAAGGGUUCACACAGUCAGGUAGCCUGCAGAAACACAUGAUGAUUCAUAGUGGAAUCAAGUCUCAUCAGUGCAUCGUGUGUGAGAAAACAUUUACAUUAUCAUGUCAUCUGCAGAAACAUAUGCUGAUUCACACUGGAAUCAAACCUUAUCAGUGUGUAGAAUGUGGGAAAGGGUUCACACAGUCAGGCAGCCUGCAGAAACACAUGAACGUACACAGUAGAAGCAACCCUUAUCAAUGUGUUGAAUGUGGUAAAAGGUUUAGAGGUUCAGGACAUCUGCAGGCACACAUGAGGAUUCACAGUGGAAUUAAGCCUUAUCCGUGCAUUGUGUGUGAGAAAACAUUUACACAAUCGGGUCAGCUGCAGUCACACAUGAGGAUUCACACUGGAAUCAAACCUUAUCAGUGUGUUGAAUGUGGGAAGGAAUUUACACGAUCAAAUUACCUGCAGAUACACUUGAGGAUUCACAGUGGAGUCAAGCCUAAUCAGUGUAAUAUAUGUGAGAAAACAUUUACACGAUUAAGUACUCUGAAGAAUCACAUCAGGAUUCACACUGGAAUCAAACCUUAUCAGUGUGUUGAAUGUGGGAAGGGAUUGACACGAUCAAAUACCCUGCAGAAACACAUGAGGAUUCACAGUGGAGACAAGCCUUAUCAGUGUAAUGUAUGUGAGAAAACAUUUACACGAUCACGUACUCUGCAGGAACACAUGAUGAUUCACAGUGGACUCAGACCUUAUCAGUGUAAUGUAUGUGAGAAAACAUUUACACGAUCAGGUACUCUGAAGAAUCACAUGGCGAUUCACACUGGAAUCAAACCUCAUCAGUGUGUUGAAUGUGGAAAAGAAUUUACAGUAUCAAGUAACAUGAAGAAACACAUGAGGAUUCACAGUGGAGUCAAGCCCUAUCCGUGUAAAAUAUGUCAGAAAUCAUUUACACGAUCAGGUACUUUGGAGAGGCACAUGGCGAUUCACAGUGGACUCAGACCGUAUCAGUGUGUUGAAUGUGGGAAAGCAUUUAGACAUUCAUAUCACCUGAAGUCACACAUGAUGAUUCACAGUGGAAUCAAGCCUCAUCAGUGUGUUGAAUGCGGGAAAACAUUUGCACAAUCAAGUAAUCUGCAGAAACACAUCAGAAUUCACAGUGAAGUCAAGCCUUAUCAGUGUAAUAUAUGUGAGAAAACAUUUACAGUAUCAGGUACUCUGAAGAAGCACAUGGCGAUUCACACUGGAAUGAGACCUCAUCAGUGUGUUGAAUGCGGGAAAGCAUUUGCACAAUCAGGUAACCUGAAGACACACAUGAUGAUUCACAGUGGAAUCAAGCCUUAUCAGUGUUUUGAAUGUGGUAAAGAAUUUUCAAGGUCAGGUCUCCUGCAGGGACACAUGUCGGUUCACACUGGAAUCAAGCCUUAUCAGUGUCCUGAAUGUGGGAAAUGGUUUACACAACUAUUUAGCUUGAAGAAACACAUGAGGAUUCACAGCGGAAUCAAGCCUUACCAAUGCAUUGUGUGUGAGAAAACAUUUACACUAUUAGGUGACCUGCAGAAACACAUGAGGAUGCACAUUGGAAUCAAGCCUUAUCAGUGUGUUGUGUGUGAUAAGUGGUUCACACACUCAAGUAGCCUGCAGAAACACAUGACCAUUCAUAGUGCUAGAAAGCCGUAUCAGUGUGAUGUGUGUGGUAAAGCGUUUACAUACUCAAAUAGCCUGAAGCGACACCUGACCAUUCAUAGUGGAAACAAGCCUUAGCAGUGUGUUCGAUGUGGGAAAAUAUUUUGACACUCAGGUACUCUGCAUACACAAGGGAUGAUUCACAAUGGAAUCAAACCUUUACGGGUGCAUUGUUUGUGGGAAAGGAUUGACACACUCAGGUAAUCUGCAGAAACACAAGGAUUCACCGUGGAAUCCAACUUAUCAGUGUGUUGAAUGUAGCGAGGGAUGUAACAUCACACGUUUCAUAGUUCAGGAAUAAAGGUUUACAAAGUGUACAAAAUGGCUCUGACGCUCGGGACCUUUUCACAGUGUGAUGCUGGUCAUGUUUGCCUGUCUCGGUCUGUCGUCUGUCUACCGUCUCUGAAACCACCUCCGUAUUUAAGGGGUGGCAGGGCUUUGCCCGUUGACCUUGAGGCCUAGAGUUUGCCUCGUGGAGGACGUAAGCAAGUUCAUGUUACUGCGUAGGGGAUAUUUAAAUCCAAUGCUAUCUAUCUCGGUCGUUAAUAAUCCUCUGGCCAUGUAGUGACCACAUGUUUACACCACGUGCUCUUGGACAGGGAUAAAUCAAAGGCUAUCUUAUCUUCCUUACAUGUAGUCAUACAGCAACUCUGUAUGUUGCAGAGUUGACCAGUAAUUAGCCUGUCCAGAACAAGACAAUAAACUAACUGUCAUCGUCUACAACCCUGCUUUGACAA
Molecule: messenger RNA, 2824 nt
Organism: Haliotis rufescens (red abalone)
Lineage: Eukaryota; Metazoa; Mollusca; Gastropoda; Lepetellida; Haliotidae
Product: zinc finger protein 658B-like
Exons: 2
Coding region: 87-2165 (692 amino acids)
Biological process (GO): regulation of transcription by RNA polymerase II
Cellular component (GO): nucleus
Molecular function (GO): DNA-binding transcription activator activity, RNA polymerase II-specific; RNA polymerase II cis-regulatory region sequence-specific DNA binding
Source: RefSeq, a predicted model, not a curated record